AUGCCACCAAUUCGCUCUCAAUCCUCUAUAAAUUCAAUAGAGCAAGAGGAAAUUACCACUAUUCGUGAAGUGGCACACCAAUCUAAAGUCCCUCGCUCUACGUUACAACGCCGCCUCGCUAGUAAUACCUUUCGUCCCGAAACACGCGCCAAUAACUAUAAAUUGACUGAAACUAAGGAGGAAUCUCUUAAAAAAUGGAUUCUCUCUAUAGAUUCUCGUGGAGUAGCCCCCUAG
Penicillium coprophilum is the source of this 234-nucleotide messenger RNA. RefSeq lists its product as uncharacterized. The coding region runs from base 1 to 234 and encodes 77 amino acids. NCBI's taxonomy places the organism in Eukaryota, Fungi, Ascomycota, Eurotiomycetes, Eurotiales, Aspergillaceae. The transcript has 2 exons. The record is from RefSeq and is a predicted model, not a curated record.